Lepisosteus oculatus (spotted gar) is the source of this 4672-nucleotide messenger RNA. RefSeq names its product nocturnin a (gene nocta). The record is from RefSeq and is a predicted model, not a curated record. NCBI's taxonomy places the organism in Eukaryota, Metazoa, Chordata, Actinopteri, Semionotiformes, Lepisosteidae. Gene Ontology annotation, molecular function: poly(A)-specific ribonuclease activity. Gene Ontology annotation, biological process: circadian rhythm.
AGUCAAAGUCACUUGUGUUUAUAGUAAAUGGACAAAUUAAUCAAAAUGACACCAAAAUCAUUUAAUCAAUAUCCAAAUACUGAGAAGAACCAGAAUCCAGAGAACACCCAUGCAUAAAUAAAAUAGAUUUUUUUAUUUAUUUUCAGUAUGGAUCUCUAGAAAGUUUGCUAAGUUCCUUCAUUUAAGGGCCAACUUUAAAAAGAACCAUUACUCAAAGCCAUAGGAAUCCAUAUAGUCUUGAUAAUGUUUGCACAUUGAUCAAGAACUGAUCAAUGUGCAUACAUUAAACAACACAUCAUUUUAAGGGCCAAAUUUGUAACUUGGCAGAUGCAAGAAGUGGUUUACCACAGGUAAAGAAUAUACAGCAAUUUAGAUUCUUAAAUAAUUGAUAAUGUAGUUACAUUUGUAGAAGUUAGGAAAUGGGGGAGUUGCAAAUUGGGCUGGCCGGACACUUGACUGAUCAAGUUUUAAUGCUGAUAAGUGUUUUUUAUCACAUUAAGAAUAGUAGAAAUGACACUAUAUUCAUCCCCUGAAUGAUUUGGAAAUGCAAGAAAAUCCACAUGAAAGGGAUAUGGGUGUUUAUGGAGAUUCUUCUAUGUACUAAUUCAAAAGAAAGUGGGGAAGUAAUGGAAAAAGUAAACAGAAGGCUCAAGUAUCUAGCAAAUAGUGUGGAAAUGAAACCUUAGAGAGUUAUGGCGGUGAACUAAUGAGACUUUAUUUACAAUAGGUUUCAGGUUUGAUUGCCUUAUCACAAAAAUUAUAUUGUGGCUUUCCUGGACUCAGAAGAUUGCCAUAUAGGUUUGUACGUGGCUGGGUGGCUUGUUUUAUACUCCCAAAACCCUAUGGGAAAACAAGUGCCUCAUGUUCUUGGAUUUAAGUGCAUUUUCAUAUAACCUUCACUUGUGUCUGGUUCCUUUUUCACUGUUGAUUCUGAACCUGUCCACUUGUUCCACUUUGUCAGGGCCUAUGUAUGAGGAUUUUGAAUACUGUGUUUGGGUCAGAUCCCUUUCUUUUCCUUCUGUGUUCCUAACUAAAAGGGUUAGUUCUUUAAGCCUGUCAGUGUAGAACAGUCCGGGAAUGUAUCUGACUGCCAGACUGAUUCCAGAACAACUACAGUACGUAGCACAUUCCACAGCACAUUACCUAGAUCAUAGUGACUGCUGAUUUUUCAAAUAGUCUUCAUAUUCUUGUUAAUUUUUUUUUAAAUGUUACACCAGUGACUUUAGGAAAAAAUGGGAUGGAUUACAUUGUGAAAGUAACUUACCACAACACUGUUCAAUAUGAUUUGGGAAUGUCCUGUGAUACAGUAGACUACUUCCAGAUGUGUGCAGCUGGUUUACUAACUGGAGCUUCCAGCUGCUCCUGCUCAGAGCACUAAAACUAUUCAUGGAAAUUGAUUUAAGCAAAUUAAGCUUUUUUAUUUGCGAAGGGCUGUAUUUGGCCUUCUUUAGACUAGUUAAUGCAGGAGUUCAAUUCCACAAUUAACCAGUAGAUGGCACACUAGGUCUGGUAUUACUGCCGUGUGGAUGACCUUGUAAUGUACUUGAUUGAGCUCAGUGUUGCAAGGUUUCGUCGUCAAGGCUAUACACAACUAAAUUUCUAGACUGCCUUGGAAGGUAAGAAAACUUGAGGAAUACUUAAAUAAUUGGCAUAAAUCAGUUUGUUCCAUGGGCAACAGCACGAGCAGGCUGUACAGUGCCCUUGCCCAGACGCUGAGCAGCACCCCCCUGUCUCAGCAAGAACAGUACAGGGAGCAGCCUCUGGAGGUGGAGCCCAUUGACCCAGAAGAGCUGCUGAAGAAGUGUGAGGAAGUGCUGCAAAACAGGCCGCCCAGACUGAACAGGAGCUUUGUAUUUCCCAAGAAGAGCAGGCCUAGCCCCCACCGGCCAAUCAGAGUCAUGCAGUGGAACAUUCUUGCACAAGCUCUUGGGGAAGGCAAGGACAGCUUUGUGCAGUGUCCAUUGGAUGCUCUGAAAUGGGCCGAGCGAAAGUACCUCAUUCUUGAGGAGAUUCUAACCUACCGGCCGGACAUCUUUUGCCUGCAGGAAGUAGACCACUACUUUGACACCUUCCAGCCAAUCUUCACCAGCCUGGGCUACCACAGUAGCUUCUAUCCAAAGCCCUGGUCUCCUUGCUUGGACGUGGAGCACAACAACGGGCCAGAUGGCUGUGCUCUCUUCUUUAACAAGGAGAGGUUUGAACUGGUGGACAGCACCAAUAUGCGCCUGGUUGCAAUGAUGCUGAAGACCAACCAAGUGGCUAUAGCUCAGACUCUGCGAUGCAAGGAAACCGGGAUGCUGUUUUGCGUGGCUGUCACCCAUCUCAAGGCCCGCAGUGGCUGGGAGAGGUUCCGCUGCUCUCAGGGCUCGGACCUCCUGCAGAACCUGCAGUCCAUCACCAAGGGGACGGGCAUCCCACUGCUCAUCUGUGGGGACUUCAACGCCGAGCCCACGGAGGAUGUGUAUCGGCACUUUGCCAACUCCAGCCUCAACCUCAAUAGCGCCUGCAAGCUGCUGAGCCACGAUGGCCAGUCUGAGCCUCCCUACACUACCUGGAAGAUUCGUCCUUCUGGGGAGAGCUGCCACACACUAGACUACAUUUGGUACUCCCAGCAUGCCUUCAAUGUGGACUCUGUGCUAGAUUUCCCAACAGAAGAGCAGAUAGGACCCAAUAGACUGCCUUCUUACAAUUACCCUUCAGAUCACCUGUCCUUAGUGUGUGAUUUCAGCUUCACUGGUGAACCAGACAGACUUUUAUAGGUCACAUUCAUAGGACUUGUAAUGGUUACAAAUUAAUUUAUUGUAACCAUAUACCAUGUAUCAGGGACAUGCAACUUGCAGUACUUUCAGUGUGCUCCAUUCUAGAAUUUGGAUACAACCUGUUCCUUAAUUUUUUUCGUGAUGCUUAGCUGGAUCAAUUUAGCAAUUAUGGAGCUGAUUGUAGCAACAUUUUGGAAUGGAGCAAAAUAGAAAGGUAGCAAGUUGAUAUAUACAUCUCAAUAUAAUUUGUUUUCUACUAUAGCUGCUAGUUUCAACUGUUCUUGUAACUUAAUACUGCAUUAGCUUUAAGAUACAACUUUAAGAAUUGAAAGAGCCAUGGACCACUUAAGUCUUACUUCGUUCAGAAACAAUAACAGUAUAGCAGAUUUGUGCAAAUAGCGCCAGGACAAAAAUAAUUGAGGAAUGUUCCUCUAGUUAUAGACUUCUGUGUUUUAGGUUUUUCUUUAGAUUCUAAUGUUAUAUAAGUAUAUUACACAUAAACUUAAUAGGUAGUCCUUUCAAAAUUUCCACUCAGUUUGUACGUCAACUUCUUCUGGAAAAUAAAAUAUCUAAGUGGCCACUAAAGAUCCAUCUAAUCUUUUAAAGGAGUAGAACUCGUAUGUAUCUGUUGGCAAACAAACUCAAGCCAUACAGUGAUAGUGUCAGAUAGUGUCCACAAAGGAUCAGGCCUCACGGAAAGGUCUUAUAAAAAGGUUUUUAAAGUAGUACAAUGCAAGAGAUUGGCAAGCCAAUGUAAUAUAGAGCAGAUUUUAAAAGCUAGACUUCCCAACUCAUUCCAUUUCUCAUCUGGAGUAAUUAGACUGAUAUUACACAGUACUAUUGCACAUUUAAGGAGCUGGUUGUUACAAAGUCCAGGAAUGGAGAAGGUUGGAAGGUCAAGCUGAUUUCUUAGACAAACUAACUUAACAACAAACAAAAUACAUCAGCCCAUUUGUCUCAGUAUUUAAAGAUUUAAAAACUAUAAAAAGAGGUUAUACUAAACCUAUUUGUAGAAUAACACAGACAGAACCCCCACUGUUAAAAACCAAUAAGAAAAAGUUACUGUUAAUAUAAGGAGAACAGGACUGUAAAAUGUCAGCACUUUCAAUCAAUAUCAAUAAAUACAAAUGUUUAAUUUGCUUUUUUUAAAGCAGAACAUACUAUAGAAGGGUUUGGAUGAUUUCCAUUUUAAAAAAAUGGGAAAAAAAUCCAAUAUUUGGUCUUGUAGCUCUAUCUGUAUACUGAAUGAAUUCAGUAGCGACAACUGGAAAUUGAUAACCAAGCAAUAGGUAUAUUUAAAACUGCAAUAAUCAGAAUGUUCUAGUGUUAGGAGUUAACCACUUAAAUGUUGCUAAUGAUAAAACAUUUUCAACAAUGCAGUUUUAUAAUAUAUUAGAAAAUCUGUGUCCUGCUAUGGAUGGAUUGGGAGAUCUUUUAUUGAUCAGAGUACUAAGUCUUCCUGAGAUUUCCAUAUGUCUGAAUUAAAAUGACAUUUAUGAACUUUGAAAAUUAGAACCAUUUUAUACACACCAUCUUUAAUGUAAGCACCUUAAUAAUGGCAAAAAAAUGUGCAAAUAAAAUGAAACUUGUGAAUUAAAACUGUAAAAUCAAAGUGGAAUGUGCGACUGACUGAAGAUGUCUGUUCAAUAGGAAAAUCUGUGUGAUCCAAUUCAUGUAUCGUUUAACUUAGCUUUAUUCAUUUUUAUUUAUAGACUUUUUUUUGUCAUUCCAACUGGUUGUGGAGUGUUUACAGUUAUAGGAGUGUAAUAAUGGAAAUUGUCAAUAUUUUUUUACAGUGAUUGGGACUUUAGUGUGUAUUAAAUAUUAUUUUUCUGAAAUUAUUUAAAUGUUGAAGUUGUCCUCAUGCCUGCAUAUUUACUAAAUGCCAAGAAUAAAAAAAUAAUCAUUAUUGA